Molecule: messenger RNA, 1456 nt
Organism: Vitis riparia (riverbank grape)
Lineage: Eukaryota; Viridiplantae; Streptophyta; Magnoliopsida; Vitales; Vitaceae
Product: probable pectinesterase 15
Exons: 5
Coding region: 78-1364 (428 amino acids)
Biological process (GO): cell wall modification
Molecular function (GO): pectinesterase activity
Source: RefSeq, a predicted model, not a curated record
CAAACACUACCUUACGCCCAUUCCACAUCUUGUCUCAGUACCACAUAAAACGCUAAAACAACAUCUAAGCCUUAACCAUGAGAAUCAAAACCACCCUCUUCUUUUGGUCCUCUGCUUUUCUCAUUGCACUUCUUUCUAUUACAGUUGCCCUCUUUACUAUCUCUUCUUCCACUGCCACUAUUACUCAAGGUGACCUUGAACUGGCCUUUCUCCGAAGGAUUGUCAAGCAAAGCGGCGUAGAGGACUUCCUGUCUCUUUUAAAUCAAGCCACUGAUAGAGCAUCCCAGAGGCACCACCACCACCACCAUCAUCAUCAUCGGAAGCCUGAGGUCAUAUGCGAUGAUGCCAAAUGGAAGUCUAAGAUCAUUUCGAGUUAUAAUGUUUCCCUUAUUUUGACGGUGGAUUUAAAGGGUUGUGCAAAUUUCAGCAGUGUGCAGAAGGCGGUAGAUGCUGUUCCUGAUUCUAGCCUCUCCAGGACCCUCAUCAUUAUGGAUUCCGGCAUUUACAGGGAAAAGGUAGUAGUGGGCGCUAGCAAGACGAAUUUGAUAUUUCAAGGCCAGGGUUAUCUUAAUACAGCCAUAACAUGGAACGACACUGCAAAUUCUACUGGAGGGACCUCCUACAGCUAUUCAGUGGCCAUCUUUGCUCCCAACUUUACAGCAUACAACAUUAGCUUUCAGAAUACAGCUCCUCCAGCAUCACCUGGCGAUGUUGGAGGGCAGGCAGUGGCGCUUAGAGUCGCAAAUGAUCAAGCCGCAUUCUAUGGUUGUGGAUUUUAUGGAGCCCAAGACACGCUUCAUGAUGAUCGAGGGAGGCAUUAUUUUAGAGAAUGUUUCAUCCAAGGAUCCAUUGAUUUCAUCUUUGGAAAUGCUAGAUCCCUCUAUGAGGAGUGCACAAUAAAUUCCACAGCGAAAGAAGUCUCAUCUGGAAUAAGCGGAGCGAUCACAGCUCAAGGGAGGCAAUCAGUGGAUGAGAAAACAGGGUUUUCCUUUGUAAAGUGUGUAAUUGGAGGAACUGGAAGAGUGUGGCUUGGCAGAGCUUGGGGAGCCUAUGCCACUGUGGUUUUUUCUAACACAUACAUGGCCGAUCUUGUAGCUUCAGAUGGAUGGAAUGAUUGGAGAGACCCCUCUAGAGACCAGACCGUCUUCUUCGGAGAAUAUGAUUGCAAGGGACCAGGAUCAAACAACACAUACAGGGUGUCCUAUGCAAAGCAACUGAUGCAGUCGGAAGCAGCCCCUUACCUGGAUGUUUCAUACAUUGAUGGAAAUGAAUGGCUUCUUCCCCUUCCAAAGGAUCCAACAAAUGAAAGGCACAGAAAAAUAUGUCACGCAUGCAGGGUUCUGUGCCCCGAAAAUCACUCGUGAUGGUUCUGUUGGAAUAGAAAGGCGCCUUUUGAUGCUACGGUUGUACCCAAACCUAUUGUAAUAUCAUUUACCACACCACCCUUUUUCUUUUA